AUGAGGACUGCUUUUAUGCUCAUGGUUCUUGUUUUCGCAAUGACAUGGCCAUAUUCGAGUACUCAACCGACAGACCCUCAAGAGUGCUAUAAGCUGGUUAAGGGUACCUCAAGUGAAUGUCGUGAUCGUCUAAAGGGAAUUUUGCAUUUUCAAUUCCAUGGGAUCAAGAAAUAUUGCUGUGAAACCAUUGCUAAAGUUUCUGAUUCAUGUUGGCCAGUGAUCUUCCCCAACCAACCUUAC
Molecule: messenger RNA, 240 nt
Organism: Eruca vesicaria subsp. sativa (arugula)
Lineage: Eukaryota; Viridiplantae; Streptophyta; Magnoliopsida; Brassicales; Brassicaceae
Source: the annotation of a GenBank genome assembly